AUGAGUGCGGUCGCAUGUUACAAAGCAUUUGCUGUUGACUGGCUGCGACUGGCUAUGCCGCAGAGGCCUCCCGUCGUCCCAACAGUAGAUCCUGACAGCCAAGGUAUCUUGCCACCCAUAAUCAAGUCGUACGACAUCGUAUUCGAGGACAGUCUGGCUGAGAUGCACAAGAGCAGUCGGAGUAUCGGCAUGAUCGGUGAUAUACCAGAAUGUGUCGUGGGUGAGGCUGCCGCAGCCGCGACUCGCAGCAUCGUUCGUACCUCCGGCGCCACCGUGACAAUACAGCCGUGGCUAAAAAUCAAUUGCGAGAUUCUGAGCGGGCAGCAUCUUCAUAAGAGCAUCGAUAAAAAUGGGACGGCGUUGGGACUACAGCGCUGGGAGCGAUUGCGCCUACACACGACAAGGUCGCACAAUCCAGAACAUGCGCAUACUCGAAUGCCUGUCGCGAUCGUAUUGGUAUCCUCGGUACAACAAUCGCCACUCAUCGCAAGCCCCCGACGCGAAUACCGAGCUCUUAGGUCCACACGGUCCACCGCACCUGCGAUCAGAAGUACAGUGUCGAGAACACACCGGCUGCGACUCAGCAUCGCCCUCUCAGAGUUUCACUCCGGCCUAGUAGCCGAGAUGCGAUUGCGGAUGGGAGGAGUGCGAACGGCAGGCUAUAGACUCUAUUCCAGUGCGGUGAGGAUCCAGCUUUACAUUCCAUCGGCAACGGGUCCAGUUAUCUUUCUCUUGACCUCGUUGGAGCAUCCAGUUGGGGCGUUUGCGAACCAGGGCCCCUGUUCCAAGUUCGGCGCCGUGCGAUGCGAUGAGCUUCUCGCUUCCUACCUUGAGCCUUCGGGACGAAAGUUAGUCGAGCAGGGAAAGACGAAUGACGAGAGUAAGACGUAG
Messenger RNA from Pseudovirgaria hyperparasitica, 891 nucleotides. RefSeq lists its product as uncharacterized. Lineage: Eukaryota; Fungi; Ascomycota; Dothideomycetes; Acrospermales; Acrospermaceae. The transcript is spliced from 3 exons. The record is from RefSeq and is a predicted model, not a curated record. The coding region runs from base 1 to 891 and encodes 296 amino acids.